AUGCACUUUUCCCUCGUGGUGGUUGUGUUGUUUUGCGCGCAACACCACCCCACCGCAGCGGUCCCCAAACCCAGCAAGUGUUCCCCCCGUUGUGACGUCACUAAGUGCCCCAGUCCCAUCUGUCUCGGCGGCUACGUGCCGGACCACUGUAACUGCUGCCUGGUCUGCGUCCGGGCGGAGGGGGACGCCUGCGGCGCCAAAAACGACCCUCCCUGCGGACAGGGGCUGGAGUGUAAACUGCUCUCUAGUCCGGUGAAGCGGCCGGCCUCGAAGCGGACGUGCCAGUGUAAGACGACCCACAGGGUGUGUGGCAGUGAUGGGAAGACGUAUGGCAACGUGUGCAAGCUGAGAGCAGCCAGCCGUAAGCUGAUCCAGAAGGACUGCCCGCUCCCCCCCCCCCCCCCCCUUCUGCAGAGCGAGGACAGCCCCAGCCCCAAGCGCCAGCGGCUGUCCAGCCAGUCGGUGCUGGAGCAACUGACCUCGGCGGCCCCGCCUCCGCCCACGCCGUCCCCCCCCAUCCGGCCCUGGGAGCUGGGGCACCCCAGCCGCCGGCCGCCCCACCCCCACCCCCACCCCCACCCUCACCCCCACCCCCACCCUCACCCCCACCCCCACCCUGCCUUCCACCAGGAGAGGUGUCUGACCCCAGGCCGCCAGAGACGCAGCCCCCCAGCGAGGCGUCAGCGGGGCCGCCCGGCCAGACCCUCCCGCCACCCCCCCCCCCAGCUCCACCACCUGCCCCAGCAGCAGCAGCAGCAGCAGCAGCAGCAGCAGCACCCCUCCCCCCUCGGCCCCGGGGCCCGCCUCUCCCCCACCGACCCCCAGAACGAGAACUACCACCACCCCCCCCCGCCCCCGCCCCCGCCCGCCGCCCCCCACCCCGCCGCCGCCGCCGCCACCGCGCACCACGCCUUCCCCGCCCACGCACACGCCUCCUACGGCCAGCCCGCCUCCGUCGGGACCGGGGGGGCGCCGCCCCCCCCCGCCGAGGAGCCCAGGGCCUUCCACCCCCCCACCCUGUCCUCACGCCUGCUGCACCACCACCACGCCCACCACCACCACCCGGCGCACCCCCACCCCCACCCCCACCACCACCACCACCACCACCAGCAUCCCCACCCCCACCAGCACCACGCCCACCCCCACCCCCACCACGCCACGCAGCAGGGGGCGAUGGUCCUGGACCUGCACGAGCAGCUGCAGCAGCAGGGUAGCGUGCCGGUGUCCUACACCAUGACCCCCGUGCCCCCCCACGGCCUUGCCGGCCCAAUGUGCAGCGGCCAGCACCUCCCCCCCGCCUGCUCCUCCCAGCAGCAGGUUCCCAGCUGCAGCGUGGUCUUCAGCACGGGCCAGCACUACCACCCGAUGCUGCAGGCCUGCUCGGUGCAGCACCUACCCGUGCCCUACGCCUUCCCCUCCCUGCUGUCCAGCGACCCCCAGUUCCUGCUUCCCCCCCCACCCCACCUCUCCCCCCACCCUCCCCACCUGCCCCCCCCCAGCCCCUUCCUGCCCUUCCAGGCCCAGCAGCCCCGCUCGCCCUUGCAGAGGAUCGAGAACGACGUGGAGCUGCUAGGCGACCAACUGUCAGUGGGCGGGGGCUACAGCUACCCCCACCACCCCCACCACCACCCCCACCACCACCACCACCACCAGCACCAGCAGCAACAGCAGCAGCAGCAGCAGCAGCAGCAGCAGCAGCACCACCACCACCACCACCAUCAGACCCCCUCCUCCCCCCUGCAAUUCCUCUCCCACCACGACCCAAUGUCGCAGGAGCUGUUCACCGUGCCCUACCCCCACUUCAUGCCUCGGCGAAUCACAGGCCGGCGCUAUCGCUCGCAGCACACGGUGCCCCCGUCACCCUAUCACCCCAGCUUCCUGCCCUACGUCCUCUCCAUGCUCCCCGUAGCCCCCGCCGUGGGCCCCGCCGUGGGCCCCACCAUCAGUCUGGAGCUGGACGUGGACGAGGGAGAGGUGGAGAACUACGAGGCGCUACUGAACCUGGCCGAGCGACUGGGCGAGGCGAAGCCCCGCGGUCUGACCAAGGCCGACAUCGACCAGCUGCCCUCGUACCGCUUCAACCCCAGCAACCACCAGUCAGAGCAGACCAUGUGCGUGGUCUGCAUGUGUGACUUCGAGACGCGCCAGCUGCUGCGAGUGCUGCCCUGCAACCACGAGUUCCACGCAAAGUGUGUGGACAAGUGGCUCAAGGCUAACCGGACGUGUCCUAUAUGCCGAGCAGAUGCCUCAGAGGUCCAGAGAGAUUCUGAGUGACCUCCUCCUCAUCCCUCCCUCUCUCCUCCCCCCCUCCCCUUGGGGGGGGGGGAGGGGAGGCGCGUUCUGCACACCCAGCUGCCACAAACCUGCAAACCUGUGAACUUCUUUUUCUUCCCCUUUUUCGCGUGUCCCACGCUCCACCACCGAGGGUGGGUUAUGGGACCAGUAUAGACCAGUACCGUCGUGAUCCGCGACCAGUCCAGCCUCCAGGAUAUUGGGACCGUGGUCCUGCCGACCCGGGAAUACAGGAAACAAACAAACAAGCAUUUAGUUGUAAGAGGAAAGCCUUCUGCGCCAAGUGUCUGACUCAAGGACUACUGAACCCCCCUCAGCUCUCUGCCUUUAACUCAUGGUGACUCUUAACUAGCAAUGGCCUUUUGACACACACACACACACACACACACACACACACACACACACACACACACACACACACACACACACACACACACACACACACACACACACACACACACACACACACACACACACACACACUAAUGAAAACUUGCAGGUGGACAUGCAAUCUUCUCUUAUUAAAAACAAAAUGACCUGUGAUUGGGGUAGUGUGAACUAACGAAGGACAGAUGUGGAAAUCCAAAGAGUUUUGACAUUUUCAUCAUUAUUAUUAUUAUGAUCACGGUAAAGUAUAGAUCACACAUCGCCAGUUUGUAUGUCCGAUUUCACAAGGCUUGUGGGGUUUUAUGUUCUGUCUGUUAACAUUCCUUGUGUGGCAACAUUGUGGGGUCACAACAAAAAUACUGUAUACUGCCUGGUAGAUCGAGCUGUGUGUGUGUGUGUGUGUGUUACUCAACCAUGUUAUUUAUACAGUAGUCAUGCGGUAUAGUACACUGAUCUCUUUGAAUUCCCGUUUUUCUACUAAUGAUUUCCCGUUGUACUUCUGAUGGUUGUGGCUUGAUCGGAUGGCUUCGCUUCACUUAAAGGGCUCCAGAUUAAUCCAGUUUUUAUUUUAUCGCGUCCCCUUCUCAACCAGGAUUUGCUAUCAGUUUCCGCUGAUUAUUAUUGUUUUUUCCUACUCCACACCACACCCACAUCACUACAGCAACUUACAUCAACCAUCGUCUUACCAAUAGAUUCCCCGGUGAUAGGUGUAUGAUUAGGUCUGGGUGCCAUGUUAUUACUUUACUGUCACAGCAACACGUGAAGAUGCGCGGAUAUGUUUUCUCUUGGCUACCUCUACGUUCCUUCAAAACUUAAGCAUCACAACUUAAACCAUGCUUAUCCUGCAGUCUCCCCUUCGUUUUGAUCGGUCUUCACAACACACACAAACAGUAUAGACCCUCGCCAUUCUCCCCCAGAUGUUCUCAGUGGGGUUGAAUCCCAACCCUACAUUGGGAGGGCCGUGAAGACCCUGGAUGUGCCUGCUGAAAGAGACCUAGGCUUGUCUCUGUGCGACAGAGAGAAGAUUCUCGUAGUGUUUAUAUUUUUUUUAACCAUCAGAGCACACGUCUUUUUGUCUUUCUCCAAGCGGAUCUCUCUCUGACGAUGGAUUGGAUACUUAAGCACUUUAUUGUUUUUAAAUACACCAUAGCUCACAACUUUGUAGAUCUAUUUCUGAAUACGUUUUCUUUCUCUGAAUAUUUCCCCCCUGAUUCUUGUUAUAUGAACUGAUAUUUUGGGGCGUUCAGAAGUCCGUUUUUCUCAUCAGAGUCCUGGACGAAAAGCAGGGAUGAGGGUCUACUUCUGAACUUUGCCCUGUGUAACGCGUGUGUGUGUGUGUGUGUGUGUGUGUGUGUGUGUGUGUGUGGGUCUACUGUCUAAAAAUCCUUCUUUUUUUUUGACGCCCUCCAAUGAGGAUCCUAGCGUGUGAACGUGUUCCGUAUCGUCUCACAGAAACAGUAUAUUUUCGUUUGCAGUAGGCCUACAACAACAACCUGAAUCUUUAAUAAUCAUCUAGUGAUCGACAGAACGACAAACAUAUUGGAUCGAAAUGGGUGUUUAGUUGUGUGCGACGAUUGGCAAGCUGUGACAGGGGAAACUGCACGAGGUGGGCUAUUUUAGUGCGCCGUCUGGACUGCUGCUGCGGUGUUAAAAAGGUGAAAUGAAAGAGUCUGUGUUGGGUAGGGGUCGUCGCUGCCUCCUAUCGGCGGCUCCGCGGUGGCCCCGUCCUCCUGAACCCCGGCGCAGCAUAGUCUGACCGAGACGGGUGACUCGGCUCAUAACUAUUCUACAGUGUUGUUGUGUGGAAUAUUGCGGUAUCCAUGGUGUCGGACGAAAAUACGUUGUACUUAUUUAAUUUCUUUCCUCUCCCAGGGUUCGGAGGUCGUUUUUUGUUACCAUGGUAAUCACUCUACUUUAAUGUCACCGCAUUGUUUCCUAUGUUAGUCGGUUCCCUCCUGCUUGGUAAGCUAGCAGUUACCUCAGUUCCAUUAUUUAUGCGUUUUUUUCUGAAUAUGCCGCGUUUUUUUGUAUAAUACAUUUCCAUCUUAUUUUUUCUCUCUUUUUUUGUUCACGAUUUAAAAAGGAUACAUGGAAGGCCCCCCAUUGUUAAAUGCAGUGAAAGUGGUUGCGAUUGUGUAUAUCUGUAACCAAAAUCAUUUGAAGACCAGAAAUAAUGAUGAUGAAAUUUUUAACAAAACAUACAUUUGUAAAUUUUUUAUGAGAGUUAUUACUAGUGAUGCUUUAAGUAGUGCAAUGUUUUGGGUUUACCGGUUUUUGUUUUUAUCCCUGUCUUUUGAAUUUGAAAGGCUGGUUCAAUAAUAAAUGUAUAACGUCUUCUUCUAUUA
Messenger RNA from Gadus macrocephalus (Pacific cod), 5024 nucleotides. RefSeq names its product E3 ubiquitin-protein ligase RNF38-like. Gene Ontology annotation, molecular function: protein binding. Lineage: Eukaryota; Metazoa; Chordata; Actinopteri; Gadiformes; Gadidae. The record is from RefSeq and is a predicted model, not a curated record. The coding region runs from base 1 to 2274 and encodes 757 amino acids. Gene Ontology annotation, cellular component: extracellular region. The transcript is spliced from 11 exons.